Messenger RNA from Humulus lupulus (European hop), 1037 nucleotides. Its product is annotated as protein SHORT HYPOCOTYL IN WHITE LIGHT 1. Gene Ontology annotation, biological process: regulation of abscisic acid-activated signaling pathway; negative regulation of photomorphogenesis. Lineage: Eukaryota; Viridiplantae; Streptophyta; Magnoliopsida; Rosales; Cannabaceae. The record is from RefSeq and is a predicted model, not a curated record. The annotation marks the transcript as partial. The transcript has 4 exons.
AAAAAAAUAGGAACAAAAACCAGAAAACUGAAAUUUGGUCAAUUCAUAAUAGCCACUUCACAUAACUGGCUUUGCUCGGUCCCGUUAUUUGGUGCCAACCUCCAUCCGCCCAAGUUUCAGAUAGCUGUUCCCUGUGGAGGUGUGGGUUUUCAUCGUCAAGCACAGGGUAGUGAUAAUCUUGUAGAUGAUCCACGCAUUUGGAGCCGUUCUAUCAACUCUGAAUUCGGUAGACAUGGUCAUGAUGAAGAUGACGAUGAAGGUGAUGAAGAUGAAGAAGAAGAUAGGAGUCUUGAUCUUUUGAUUAAGUUCGUCCAGAAUGUCUUUAAGAAGAUUUCUAAGCGUGCUCGAAGAGCUGUACGAUCAGUUCUUCCAAUAGUUAUUCCAACCAAACUGGUGGGGUUUUCAGUCAACGGAGUGCUAAUUCUAGCAUUUUUGUGGAUUUUAAAGGCGUUUCUUGAGGUGGUUUGCACCAUCGGUAGUGUGGUAUUUGUGAGUAUCUUACUCAUCCGAGGAAUAUGGACUGGGGUAAUCUAUUUGCAAGAAAACCACAACCUUUCAAUAAAGGACUUUGAUGACGAGAAUGGCACAUGGAAUCGUGUUAAGCCUGCUUGACAACUGACAGGCCUGCUCCAACAACAGAUGUACUUUGUUCUAGAUCUUAACAUUCUUCCAAACAUGAUCGAAUCAUGAAUACAAAGGUUUCUUACCUUUCUGAAGAUCAAGAACUAACUACAUCUGCUGUCAUAUAAUAAAAGAACAUAUUCUGAGGUAGAAAAGGUCUACCUUUCUGUAUCAUCAUCAUACAUCAGAUCAGAUCCACAGGUAUAAAUAUAUCUGGCAUGAUUAUGCCCUUCUCAUGAUAUCAUAUUAUAUGUUCCAUAACUUAGUUUCUAAGUGAACCAAAUUCUUGUGAGCAACCCCUUUUUGUUAGAUUUGGCAAAACUGCCCUAUGAGCUUGUACUAGUUGAUGAAAAAUUGAAUAUCAAAAUGUCUGAGCUAGAGCAACAAAACAUUUUUGUUUUGUUUAUUUUGAUCAA